This is a messenger RNA of Balaenoptera musculus (blue whale), 1018 nucleotides long. RefSeq names its product chromosome 6 C9orf24 homolog (gene SPMIP6). NCBI's taxonomy places the organism in Eukaryota, Metazoa, Chordata, Mammalia, Artiodactyla, Balaenopteridae. The coding region runs from base 272 to 982 and encodes 236 amino acids. Gene Ontology annotation, molecular function: alpha-tubulin binding. Gene Ontology annotation, cellular component: manchette; perinuclear region of cytoplasm. The transcript is spliced from 8 exons. The record is from RefSeq and is a predicted model, not a curated record.
UUUCUCUUCAUCACAGUGAGAAGCUUCGCCUAGAAGAUCUCCAGGGACCUUGUGAACUCUUGGAAAUUGGGCUCUUUUGAGAGGCUUGAGGCAGGAAGAGACUGGGACCAAGACCCCCAUCAGCACCUACAGUGACUCCUACAGGGCUCCUACCUCCAUCAAGGAGGUCUAUAAGGACCCACCUCUGUGGGCCUGGGAAGCCAACAGGUUUGUGACUCCGGGCCUGACUCAGACUGUGCAGCGCCACGUGGAUCCUGAAGCCCUGCAGAAGAUGGUCAAGUGUGCUGUGCAGGACUACAGCUAUAAGAGUUCCAUACCAGGUCACCCCUACUUGCCUGAGAAAUACUGGCUCUCUCAAGAGGAAGACAAAUGCAACCCAAACCACCUGUGCGGUAACCGGUAUAAUACAUGGAGGAUGGGACCUUACAACUGUACGGGCUGGAACAAACGUGCCUCAUACCUUCCCCGGCUGCCUAAGGAGGCCGGGAUGGAGACAGUAGUUCGAGGAAUGCCCUUGGUGCACCCUCCUAAGCCGGAGCGACUCAACGCCUACGAGCGCGAGGUAGUGGUGAACAUGCUGAACUCGCUGUCACGGAAGCAGCCGCUGCCGCAGAUCACGCCCCGCUGCGGGUGUGUGGACCCGCUGCCGGGCCGCCUGCCCUUCCAGGGUUAUGAAAGCGGUUGCUCGGGCCGCCACUACUGUCUGCGCGGCAUGGACUACUGCGUCGCCGGGCCACCCUGCACCGAACGUCGCCUGCGGCUUUUGCGCACAGAGCGGCCGACUGCAAGGACUGUAUCGCCCUGCAAGCACCGGCCGGGAAUGCAAUGUGCUGUUAUAACUCCCCCGCCGUCAUACUACCCUUGUCCGAACCUCAGAUGGGACACAAGUCACUUCAAGAAGACCGGUGGCCCCCAGAGAAACAACUAUGUCGUCCACCCUGAGUUUGUGUCCGAGACCUAUCCUGACUACCACUGCCGGUAGAGCCCGGGCUGGCCGGGCCAAGGGGGCUGAACAAUG